Molecule: messenger RNA, 2232 nt
Organism: Oryzias melastigma (Indian medaka)
Lineage: Eukaryota; Metazoa; Chordata; Actinopteri; Beloniformes; Adrianichthyidae
Product: multidrug and toxin extrusion protein 1
Exons: 15
Coding region: 112-1947 (611 amino acids)
Biological process (GO): xenobiotic detoxification by transmembrane export across the plasma membrane
Cellular component (GO): membrane
Molecular function (GO): xenobiotic transmembrane transporter activity; antiporter activity
Source: RefSeq, a predicted model, not a curated record
CCCCCCAGCACGUGCCCACCGCCCGGCUCCUGAAACAUAAACAUAAAUGUUUUCCCCCGGCUCUCUCUCUGGCCCUGUCCGCACCAGAAGGCUCCUGAGGCCGCCGCAGUCAUGGAAGGUUCCGGUAAAACACCGAAGACGCAUCCCGAUGGGCCGGCGGUGGACAUGAAGUCCGCAGAGGCGGACUCUGGCGCCCAGGACUGCGGGAAGAGUCGGGGCUCCUGCCGGGAGAGAAUGCGGGGCUUGAUUCCAGAGGAGUACCGCAACGAGCUGAUCCAUUUGUUCAGACUGGCGGGACCUGUGAUCAUUUCCCAGCUCAUGGUCUUCUUGAUCAGUUUCGUCAGCAUGGUGUUCUGCGGUCACCUUGGGAAAAUAGAGCUGGCGAGCGUGUCUCUGUCCAUUGCGAUCAUCAACGUCACAGGUAUUUCCAUUGGCACCGGCCUGUCGUUAACCUGUGAUACCCUCAUCUCGCAGACGUUUGGGAGCGGAAACCUGAAGCGGGUCGGUGUGAUUCUGCAGAGGGGGGUUCUGAUUCUGCUGCUCGCCUGCUUCCCCUGCUGGGCGGUCCUCAUCAACACCGAGCCUCUGCUGCUCGCCUUCAAGCAGAACCCAGAGGUCUCCAGACUCUCCCAGCUGUAUGUGAACAUCUUCAUGCCUUCGCUGCCAGCUUCUUUCAUGUACCAGCUGCAGAGCCGAUACCUCCAGAAUCAGGUGACAUACACUUACACACAAAGGUUGAAGGGUUCAGUAAUGAACAUUUACACUAACUGCAGAUUUCUAAAUUGUUUCCAGAGGAUCAUAUGGCCUCAAGUCAUAACUGGAGCCAUUGGAAACAUCUUUAACGCAAUAAUUAACUAUGUCUUACUCUACCCGCUUGAUCUGGGAGUUGCCGGUUCUGCAGCAGCUAAUGCCAUCUCCCAAUUCCUGCUGGCUGUGCUUCUGUUUGUCUACAUCUGCGUAAAGGGUCUGCAUAAAGCCACAUGGGGAGGGUGGUCCCUGGAGUGUCUGCAGGAGUGGGGGCCGUUCGUCAAGCUGGCCAUCCCCAGCAUGCUCAUGCUCUGUCUGGAAUGGUGGAUAUUUGAAGUGGGGGGUUUCUUGGCUGGGAUGAUUGGUGAGGCUGAGCUGGGAGCCCAUUCUGUUGCGUAUCAGCUGGCUGUGAUCGCGUACAUGUUUCCUUUAGGAAUCUCAGCAGCUGCCAGUGUUCGGGUUGGAAAUGCUCUUGGUGCAGGAAAAGUAGAGCAGGCCAAGCUGUCCUGUAAAGUUCCCAUCAUCUGUGCAUUCAUAAAUGCAUUUAUAAUGGGAACAAUCCUGGGAUCCACCAAAGAUGUUAUUGGAUACAUUUUCACCUCAGACCAAGAAAUUCUGGACAAGGCUCCUGGCGUCGUUUUUGUCCUCGGCUUCACGCAUUUCUUUGACUGUAUCGCGGGAAUCACCGGCGGGAUUCUCAGAGGAGCCGGCAAACAGAUGGUCGGUGCUCUGUGCAACCUGGUGGGCUACUACCUGUUCGGCGUUCCUAUCGGCGUGUCUCUGAUGUUUGCCGCCCACAUGAGCGUGGAAGGGCUGUGGACGGGACUCACAGUCUGUGUGUUCAUGCAGUCCACUUUCUUCUUGAUAUAUCUGUGGAAACUGAAUUGGAAGAAAGCUUCAGAGGAGGCUCAGGUGAGAGCAGGAGUCCAGAUAAAAGACGAGAAGGAGGCGGUCGGCAUGGAAACUACAGCCUAUAAUCAGAGCCAAGUGAGUGUGACGGCGCCCCCGUGUGACGGGGAGGACCGCACAUACGAGAAGGUGAGCAUCCCAGAGGAGAUUAAAGCCACCAACAAGACAGUGGGGGAUGUUCUGUCGGUGAAGCAGCUGGUUCUGCGGCGAGGCUUGGUGCUGCUGCUCAUGCUCGUCAUCCUCGCCGCCGGGAUUAUUGCCUCAAGGCUCCUCACUAGUCUGCUGCAGUGAUCCGCCGUUGCUUGAUUGGACUAUUUUUGGCAAUUUGGAGUUGCUUAGACCUUCAAGGACUUCAGCUGGAGAGAAUAUGCACUCCAAAAAAUAAAAAAAUCCUGAUAUUUUUAUGAGGGCUUUAAUAGAACAUUUAUGUAUGACGGGGAAUUAGGGCCACUUUGUAACAAAAAUUACAACUUUAAACUCGUAAAUUUACGAGAAAAAAGUCGUAACUGCUAAAUUAUGAAAACAAAGUUGUAUGUUUAUGUCUUUAAAAGUCAUAGACUAAAUUUAUGACUUUUA